Messenger RNA from Dictyostelium purpureum, 1851 nucleotides. RefSeq lists its product as uncharacterized. NCBI's taxonomy places the organism in Eukaryota, Evosea, Eumycetozoa, Dictyosteliales, Dictyosteliaceae. Gene Ontology annotation, molecular function: GTPase activity; GTP binding. Gene Ontology annotation, cellular component: ribonucleoprotein complex; cytosol. The record is from RefSeq and is a predicted model, not a curated record. The coding region runs from base 1 to 1851 and encodes 616 amino acids. The transcript has a single exon.
AUGAAGAUUCAAAUUGUUAGAUAUUAUUCACACUCAUAUGAAAAGAUUAGAAAUGUUGCAAUUAUUGCUCACGUCGAUCACGGUAAAACUUCAUUAGUCGAUCAAUUAUUACGUCAAAGUGGUGCAAUUAAAGAAACUGAAAAGGAUGAAAGAGUUAUGGAUUCAAAUCAAUUAGAAAAAGAAAGAGGUAUUACUAUUAUGGCCAAAUGCACAUCUUUUGAUUAUAAAAACCAUAAAUUAAAUAUUGUAGAUACACCAGGUCACGGUGAUUUCGGUGGUGAAGUAGAACGUGUUCUUUCUAUGGUCGAUGGUGUAGUUUUAUUAGUAGAUGCCACAGAAGGUCCAAUGGCUCAAACUAAAUUUGUUCUUUCAAAAGCUUUAGGUGCUGGUCUUAAACCAAUUGUUGUCAUUAACAAAUUAGAUCGUUCAACUGCUCGUGUCGAUGAAGUUGAAAAUGAAAUUUUCGAUUUAUUCGCUACCUUGGGUGCCAACGAUGAACAACUUAACUAUCCAACUCUUUAUGCUUCAGGUCGUCAAGGUUGGGCCGUCAAAAACCGUGAUGAUGACAAAAAAGAUAUCCUUCCAUUAUUAGAUACCAUCGUCGAUUAUGUCAGUGCACCAAACGUUAAACCAGAAGAACCAUUCUCAAUGUUAGUUACCAAUUUAGAAUCCGAUCCAUUCGUUGGUAGAAUCGUUACUGGUAAAGUUUACAGUGGUAAAGCUAAAAUCGGAAGUCCACUCCGUGUUGUCACCAUGAGCGGUGAUGUUAUUGAAGAAGGUAAAAUUACUAAAAUCUUUUGUCGUCGUGCCACCGAAAGAAUCAUUCUUGAAGAAGGUGAAGCUGGUGAUAUUAUCGGUAUUGCUGGUUUCCCAAAUGCCACCGUUACAAAUUCAAUUAUUGCCGAAGGUAUUAAAGAAGCCAUUCCAGCCAUUCCAAUUGAUCCACCAGUCAUUUCAAUGCAUUUCGAAGCAAACAACUCACCACUUGCAGGUAAAGAAGGUACCCAAUGCACUACAUUAAAAAUCAAAUCACGUCUUUUCAAAGAAAUUGAAUCAAAUGUUUCAUUACAAGUUAUUGCCAAUGGUGAAACCUUUGAAGUUAAAGGUCGUGGUGAACUUCAAUUAGGUAUUCUUUUAGAAAAUAUGAGAAGAGAAGGUUUUGAAGUUUCAGUAUCACAACCAAAAGUAGUUUUCAAGAGAGAUGAAAAUAACACUUUACUCGAACCACAAGAAGAAGUUACAAUUGAUGUCGAUUCAGAAUAUUCAGGUAACAUCAUCGAAAAACUUUCAAAGAGAAAAGGUGAUAUCAUCGAAAUGAAGCAAUCUAUGGGUAAAUCACGUUUAGUUUUCCUUGUACCAUCAAGAGGUUUAAUUGGUCUUAGAAGUGAAUUAAUCAACGAUACUAAAGGUACUGGUGUUAUGAAUCAUCUUUUCCACUCUUACAUCCCACAUAAAGGUGCUAUGGAUAAUAAAGAAAAAGGUUGUCUCGUCUCAAUGAGUGAUGGUACUGCAACUUCUCACUCUUUAUCAUACAUCGAAGAUAGAGGUACCUUAUUCAUUGGUCCACAAACUCAAGUUUAUUCAGGUAUGAUUAUUGGUGAAAGUUCAAAAUCUCAAGAUUUAGAUGUCAAUCCAGUUAAAGCUAAACAAUUAACCAAUAUUAGAACUACAUCAAAAGAAGAAGGUGUUCGUUUACAACCACCAAAAUUAUUAAAACUCGAAGAAGCUAUUUCAAGUGUUAAAGAAGAUGAAUUAAUUGAAAUUACACCAAAAAGCAUUCGUUUAAGAAAGAGAGAAUUAGAUGCCAAUAAAAGAGCUAAAAUUCAAAGAGAAAAGAAAUAUUUAGAUUAA